AUGAGAGUAAAGGGACAUAGAGACAUUGAUGGAUUGAUACAAAUGUGCGAUUGUUACCGGUCUGUUGAGUAUAGUGCAACGCUGAGAGUGUGUAGCCUAUUAAGGCUGUUUGCACAAUGGCACCUGGUGCCUCUAAGAACCGUGUCUUCGUCUUUUUCAGGGGUGAUCACGUGCGCAAUAUUUGCGCGUCGGAUAUCGCAGUUACUGGAUUACCGCAAACUCAACCGUAUUAUUUAAAAUAACACGAUGUAGUAGCUUCCACCUGACCUGGUGAAAACAUGCUAUACGACCAGUUUUGUGAAAUAUCGUGACCGUGACAAGUUUUACUUAUUUUACUCCGAUGUUUGCGGAGGUGCUCGUGAGGUGCUUCGCUAUUAAUACCUGGGGGAAACCCUGCUGAGUCAAUAUUGUGGAACAUUCUUGCCAUGUCUGAAUAUUGUCUUGAGUAAAGUCCUGGGUAUUUGGAUCAUGCUUGGGACUGUUGUAGUGAAGCUGCCACAGAUCUAUAAGCUGUUGAAGGCCGGGAGUGCUGAAGGCCUGAGCUUCAUGUCCGCUGUCCUCGAGCUGUUUGCCAUCACUGGCAGCAUGGUCUACUGCAUCAGCCUCAACUUUCCCAUCGGUGCCUGGGGUGAGACUCUCUUCAUAGUGAUCCAGAAUUUGACCAUUGGAUUCCUCAUCCAGCACUUUGGAGGAAGCACCCUCAGAGGUGUUGGGUUCAUCUUAAUCUACUGCUGCCUGCUGUCUCUUCUCAUCUCCCCUCUGACCCCCAGGUCAGUUGCUAUGGCGAUGCAGUCCUCAUAUAUGCCUGCUGUCAUAAUUUCCCAGCUCAUUCAGUCAGGGACCAACUACCACAACGGCCACACCGGUCAGCUCUCAGCAGUUUCCGUCUUCCUGCUCUUUUUUGGCUCCCUGGCUCGCAUAUACGUCUCUGCACAGGAGACUGGAGACUCUCUGAUGACUCUGACCUGUGUAAUUGCAUCCUGCUGUAAUGCUGUCAUAGCAGGUCAGGUCCUGUGUUACUGGAAUCGUAGGCCCUCUGUUAAAGAGAAGGAUGAGUAGCUGAGGAUAGCCCACUUGCCCAGGCACAGGGACAACAGCUUAUUGUGAUGUCAUUCUGUUGACUAGGAGUACACAGCUCCAGUCCCUGAGAGCUAGUGUGUAUCCUGGUUUUUGUUCCAACCUAUUAUUCUGGCUUCAUUUUCUAUGAUGCUGUACGAACCAGUGCUUGUUCACUGCUAUAUCAGAGCGGGAGUUGCCAUGACAUCCAAAAAUGGCACCCCCGGUAUUGAACCUCUCAGGACCUUCCAGCUUUCCAGUUGGAAUUCCCUUGUGGACUUUGCUUGUUACAGACAUAGUUUUCCUCCGCCUGUCCACACCACAAAAAAGAAACAUUAUUAUUGUGCAUAUUUUUGACUUAGAAGUUUAUGUUACCAGUGAAUUGCUUAACAUAAUUGGCCUUUCCUUUCUAUGCAUUUUUGCAUCUUGCAUUUCAUUUGAAUUGUGCUAAGCUGUUUUUUGAAUGAACAUUGAACUCUGUUAUUGUCCCA
This is a messenger RNA of Anguilla anguilla (European eel), 1547 nucleotides long. Its product is annotated as mannose-P-dolichol utilization defect 1 protein-like. NCBI's taxonomy places the organism in Eukaryota, Metazoa, Chordata, Actinopteri, Anguilliformes, Anguillidae. The transcript is spliced from 7 exons. The coding region runs from base 469 to 1059 and encodes 196 amino acids. The record is from RefSeq and is a predicted model, not a curated record. Gene Ontology annotation, biological process: oligosaccharide biosynthetic process.